AAGGUCAGGCAUGAUACUCUCGUUAUCUCCUGUAAGUUUUCUCCCGACGGUAAAUACGUCGUCUCAGGCUUGGAUGUGAACCGCGGAAUCUGCAUAAUGGAUGCGGAAAAUACCACCACCAUCUCACUAGUCAAAGAUCAUCACAGGAGAUCAAUCACAGCAUGUUGCUUUGACCCCGACAGCCAGAAGGUGGCUUCCGUCUCCAUGGACAAGAGCAUCAAGAUCUGGGAUAUUACAUCCCAGGCCACACUGGUCACCAUCACCAAGGCACAUUCCAAUGCAAUCUCGAACUGCUGUUUUACCUUCAGCGGCCAUUUCCUGUGUACAAGCUCCUGGGAUAAAAGCUUAAAAAUAUGGAACGUCCACACAGGGGAGUUUCGAAACCAUGGAGCCUGUGUGACUUUGAUGCAGGGCCACGAAGGUUCUGUCGGCUCCUGCUGCUUUGCCAGAGACAGCUCUUUUCUCAUUUCUGGAGCAUUCGACAGGACUGUGGCUAUUUGGGAUGUAGGGGAAGGCUACCGGAAGCUCUCCUUGAAGGGCCAUAAUGACUGGGUGAUGGAUGUUGCUGUUAGCAACAACAAGAAAUGGAUCCUGUCUGCUUCAAAGGACAGGACCAUGAGGCUAUGGAAUAUUGAAGAAAUUGACCAAAUUCCUUUGGUAAUCAAGUACAAAAAGGCCAUGGGCUUAACGUUGAAACAGGAAAAGAAAGAGACCUACCUGCAGCUGUGGCAAAGAUGAACCCGUUGCAUUUGACUUGCUCCGAAUCGGCAUGAGAAGCCUUGGAGGCCAGAUCUUUCACCGAGCCUGCCC
This is a messenger RNA of Carlito syrichta (Philippine tarsier), 810 nucleotides long. RefSeq names its product WD repeat-containing protein 88-like. The record is from RefSeq and is a predicted model, not a curated record. The transcript is spliced from 7 exons. The coding region runs from base 97 to 738 and encodes 213 amino acids. Lineage: Eukaryota; Metazoa; Chordata; Mammalia; Primates; Tarsiidae. Gene Ontology annotation, molecular function: protein binding.